Messenger RNA from Neurospora crassa OR74A, 360 nucleotides. RefSeq lists its product as hypothetical. The transcript has 2 exons. The coding region runs from base 1 to 360 and encodes 119 amino acids. The record is from RefSeq and is a predicted model, not a curated record. Lineage: Eukaryota; Fungi; Ascomycota; Sordariomycetes; Sordariales; Sordariaceae.
AUGACGAAGCAAUGGGAAGACCACAGACAUAUCAUCAUCCGGGAGUACAAGGAUAACAACAAGCCUCUUCAUGAGGUAAAGAAGUUCAUGGAGGAACGGUAUCGGUUCAGAGCUUCGUCGCGCUUCGAUCGAUGGAGGGUUCGCAAGUAUACGAGUCGCAAGCGAAGAGACUCUUUCGCAGCAAAAUCCGAUAAAUCUGUGUUGUCCGAGUCAUCAGAUGAUGGUAUUGGCUCGCCACCACCACCAUUGAGUCCCAUUCAUAGGAGGGGGAGCAGCAGCCGACAAGAACACCCGUCGAUCCAUUACGUCGGUUCGGGCAUGUACGAAUCGACGACUCCAACGGAAGUUUCUUUGAGGUAA